Messenger RNA from Miscanthus lutarioriparius, 825 nucleotides. Lineage: Eukaryota; Viridiplantae; Streptophyta; Magnoliopsida; Poales; Poaceae. The record is from the annotation of a GenBank genome assembly.
AUGGCGGCGGAGGGGGAGGGCAAGAACCCGGCGGGCGGCGGCGGAGGGGAUAACCCCCAGCACCAGCAGGCAGUGCAGGCUGCGCCGGCGCCGGCGCCGCCGGCGGCACAGGGGGAAGCGGCGCAGGAGGCUGGAGGGCAGGGGACGGGACUAGAGCCGGAGGGGGAGAAGGCGGAUCGAGGCGGGGAGGGCGGCGGCGCGGGGGAGAAGGACGACGCCGCGUGCAGAGAUCUGGUCCUCAUCGAGGAUCCGGAGGUGGUCGCCGUCGAGGAUCCGGAGGAAGCUGCAGCAACCGCAGCACUUCAGGAAGAAAUGAAAACGCUUGUGGCAUCGAUCCCUGAUGGUGCUGGGGCAGCAUUCACAGCCAUGCAGCUUCAGGAGCUAGAGCAGCAGUCCCGGGUGUAUCAGUACAUGGCUGCUCGAGUACCUGUGCCUACUCACCUCGUCUUCCCCGUAUGGAAGAGUGUAACUGGUGCAUCCUCUGAAGGCGCACAGAAGUACCCUACUCUGAUGGGCUUAGCAACACUGUGUUUGGACUUUGGGAAGAACCCAGAACCAGAACCAGGGAGGUGUCGGCGAACAGAUGGUAAAAAAUGGCGAUGUUGGAGAAGCACUAUCCCAAAUGAGAAAUACUGUGAACGUCAUAUGCAUCGUGGUCGCAAGCGUCCUGUACAGGUUGUCGUUGAGGACGAUGAGCCUGAUUCUGCUUCAGGGUCAAAAUCCGCUCCUGGCAAGGCUACCGAAGGUGCCAAGAAGGCUGAUGACAAGAGCCCUAGUAGCAAGAAGCUUGCAGUGGCAGCACCAGCUGCUGUGCAGUCUACAUAA